UUUCGAAUAGGAAUAGGGUUUCGGUUGGGGAAUGUUACUUAUUGUCAACAUCACGUCUUUACUUUACUGAACCUGCAAUUCAUCUUCACUCUCCGUUCAAAUUUCCCACAAGGUUCAAGGGUAUUAUGCUUGCUGGAUUCAUUCUCUUGCUGAAAUGCAAUCUUUCUAGCUUGCAGGUUGUGUGUUAAUUUUGGUUCCGUUGACAGAAAGCUUGUACAACUGUCGCUUUAUUGGUGUUAGCUAUGCUACCCACUGGAGCAAAAGAGACGCAAUUACGUGAGAGCAACAGUCAGAAGGUCCACCCUCAACCCAUGGAAGAGGCCAUGAAUCAGAAUCCAGAAGCCGUGGAAACCUUAAUAUCUAAAAUUUUUACAAAUAUCUCUUCCCUAAAGUCAGCUUAUAUCCAGCUGCAAUCUGCUCAUACUCCCUAUGACCCUGAUAAAAUCCACACUGCUGAUAAACUUGUUAUAAGUGAGCUGAAAAAUCUGUCUGAACUCAAGCAUUUCUACAGGGAAAACAACCCAAAACCAGUGUGUGUUUCUCCCCAAGACUCACGUUUAGCUGCAGAAAUUCAAGAACAACAGAGCCUCCUGAAAACCUAUGAGGUCAUGGUGAAGAAAUUCCAGUCUGAAAUCCAGAAUAAAGAUUCAGAGAUCCAUCAAUUGCAGCAGCAGAUUGAUGAGGCUAGCCAGAAGCGAGCAAAACUAGAAAAAAAUUUGAAGCUUAGAGGUUUGUCUACCAAAGAAACAGAAGAUGAAAAUGGAUUUUUCCCUGUUGACCUAACUCCAGACCUCUUCACCUCUGCUGUGGAAGCAGCUGCCAAAGCCAUUCAUGAUUUUUCUAAACCUUUAAUCAACAUGAUGAAAGCUGCUGGGUGGGACCUUGAUGCUGCUGCCAACUCAAUCGAACCUGAUGUUGUUUAUGCGAAGAGAGCUCAUAAGAAAUAUGCAUUCGAGUCAUACAUAUGCCAGAGAAUGUUCAGUGGCUUUGAGCAGGAAAGCUUUUCUAUCAAAUCAGAGAAUAUUACAGUCACUAAAGAGAGCUUCUUCCACCAAUUUCUUGCUUUAAGGGAGAUGGACCCCUUGGAUGUGCUAGGGCAAAAUCCAGAUUCCAUUUUUGGUAUAUUUUGCAGGAGCAAAUACCUUGUGGUAGUUCAUCCAAAGAUGGAAGCAUCAUUCUUUGGAAAUUUAGAUCAGCGAAAUUAUGUGAUGGGUGGAGGGCAUCCAAGGACUCCCUUUUACCAGGCUUUUCUAAAACUGGCCAAGACAAUUUGGCUUUUACACCGGUUGGCUUAUUCUUUUGAGCCAAAUGUCAAGGUAUUUCAGGUUAAAGGAGGGAGUGAGUUCUCUGAUGUUUAUAUGGAAAGUGUGGUCAAGAAUCUGAUAAUGGAUGAUAAUGAUGAAAAACCAAAAGUUGGUUUGAUGGUUAUGCCUGGAUUUUGGAUUGGGGGAAGUGUGAUUCAGAGUAGAGUGUAUCUCUCUGGUAUGAAGGUUGCUGAAUGAUUUCUGAGUACAGGCAAACCUUUCAGUAAAUGCAUAUUUGGUUUUAUGUGGUUUGUUUGAGUUGUCCUUUUGUUAUCUUGUAAGAUAAUGCUGUUGUCUGUAAUUUUUAUGAUCCCUUUUAGUGGUUGUAAGAUUAAAUGAGCCCAGUGUCCUUAUUUACGUUCGAGUAUCUUGUAAUGUGAAAACAUCCUGCACCGUGAUUCUAGUUUAUUUGUGGGGGUGGCAUU
Messenger RNA from Gastrolobium bilobum, 1729 nucleotides. RefSeq names its product protein GRAVITROPIC IN THE LIGHT 1. The record is from RefSeq and is a predicted model, not a curated record. The transcript is spliced from 3 exons. NCBI's taxonomy places the organism in Eukaryota, Viridiplantae, Streptophyta, Magnoliopsida, Fabales, Fabaceae. The coding region runs from base 243 to 1502 and encodes 419 amino acids. Gene Ontology annotation, biological process: negative gravitropism; response to red or far red light.